AUUUUCUAUUUCACAUCGCCAUGUUCACAAGCAUGCUCCGUAUGCCUCGAUCGCCAUCUCAGUGGCUGCCACACUUGACAAAGAAAUCCGACAGCGUCCCGGACUGCUGUCGCCGACAAUCCAAAGCAGCAUUGGCGGCGUCAUCGAACAAUCACCACCAACGCUACAGCUCGUACGAUGGCAUCAGCUACCAAUUUGUCGACGGAUCGUUGCUCCAUCGUUUGUCCACUACGGUGGGUGGUCAUCGCGUCGUGUUUGGCUUGGCCCAAGUAAAGUUGUUGCGACGAAAACUAGACCUGAACGUAGCCCUAAGCCCCAUCGAAGAAGAGGCCACGUCAACAUGCGAAAGCUGCCACUCGAACACGUUCAGCCGCCUUUCCAAGACAAAGUGCAUUACGUUGUUGACCUUGCCGCUCAAGUAAUCCUAGCCUUUCAAACCAAGCCCAUCACAACACCAUCAUUGACGGGCACGGACACUCACCACAGCCAACAUAUUUAACAAUAAAUGAAUCCUUGAACUAUUAAGAAUCAGUAAACCCCAACCGUACGAUGCAAGAGGUGUCAGGUAUUAUUAUGAAAUAUAU
Molecule: messenger RNA, 584 nt
Organism: Aphanomyces astaci
Lineage: Eukaryota; Oomycota; Saprolegniomycetes; Saprolegniales; Verrucalvaceae
Exons: 1
Coding region: 21-422 (133 amino acids)
Source: RefSeq, a predicted model, not a curated record